AUGUCUGAUCUGUACAGUGCAUGUGGUCCACGUGAAGUCCGGCUCCAAAUCGCCUACUGCGGAAUCUGUGGCUCUGACAUCCACGAAUACCUCGGGGGACCGAUAUUCCCGCCAAAGCCGGGUCAUAAAAAUCCCUGGACAGGCCAGAGCCUACCCGUUACCCUUGGCCAUGAAAUGUCUGGCACGGUUGUCGAGAUCGGAUCCGCCGUGGCCAAUGUUAAAGUUGGUGCCAAAGUGGCUGUUAAUCCUGCUCUUGACGACCGGCAUCAUGGAGCUGAUCCUUGCACCACCUGCAAACUCGGAAAGCGCAAUAUUUGCAAGCGCUAUGCGUCCUACGGGCUGAGUGCUGAUGGUGGCGGAUUUGCGUCAGAGAUUGUGGUCAACGAGGUUAAUUGCAUAACUCUACCAGAAUCAGUUUCACUUCAAGUUGGCGCUCUUCUCGAGCCACUGGCGGUAGCUUGGCAUUCCAUUCGGCUAUCUGGCUUCGUGCAGGGCCAAACGGUAUUGGUACUAGGAGCUGGGCCCAUUGGGCUGGCGAUCGUGAUGCUUCUUCGUGUCUGGGGAGCCAAGUCAAUCUUUGUGAGUGAAGUGGCUCCGUCGCGGAAACGGAUGGCGAAAGACUUUGGUGCGACCAUCGUGGUAGAUCCAACAGAGGGCAACGAGCAAGAUCCGGUCCAGACGGCUGUACACAGUGCCAACCCGGAUGGAGUGGACGUGGCAUUUGAUGCGAUUGGACUCCAAAUUACCUUGGAUACUGCGAUUGCAUCCAUCCGACCAGGAGGCACUGUAUUCAAUGUGGCAAUACACGAAAAGCCAUUACAACUAAAUCUCAACAAUCUCGCCUGUUUCGAGAAACGAUUGAUUGGAGGUAUCUGCUAUACUAUGGAAGAUUUUGUUGGGGUGCUAAAGGCUCUUGAAUCUGGGGAAGUUCCAGCUGAGAAGAUGAUUACGUCGAUUGUACCAUUGAGUGAGGUGGUGGAGAAGGGAUUCUUGGAGUUGAUUCAUAACAAGGAGGCCCAUGUAAAAAUUCUUAUUCAACCUGACGUGAGGGCAAAUCCUGAGCUCGCAAGACUUUGA
Penicillium lagena is the source of this 1077-nucleotide messenger RNA. Its product is annotated as 2,3-butanediol dehydrogenase. Gene Ontology annotation, biological process: butanediol biosynthetic process. Lineage: Eukaryota; Fungi; Ascomycota; Eurotiomycetes; Eurotiales; Aspergillaceae. Gene Ontology annotation, molecular function: zinc ion binding; (R,R)-butanediol dehydrogenase activity. The transcript has a single exon. The record is from RefSeq and is a predicted model, not a curated record. Gene Ontology annotation, cellular component: cytoplasm. The coding region runs from base 1 to 1077 and encodes 358 amino acids.